This is a messenger RNA of Neodiprion virginianus, 3345 nucleotides long. RefSeq names its product LON peptidase N-terminal domain and RING finger protein 3. Gene Ontology annotation, molecular function: protein binding. The transcript is spliced from 9 exons. Bases 1042 to 3234 code for a protein of 730 amino acids. Lineage: Eukaryota; Metazoa; Arthropoda; Insecta; Hymenoptera; Diprionidae. The record is from RefSeq and is a predicted model, not a curated record.
GAAAAAAUGAAGAAUCUUUUCGAAGAAAGUGACUAAGUUUCGUGCGAAUUUCUCGUGAAACAAUUGCAUAGACAAACCGCGUAAGUAAAUUACGCAAAACCAGUGAUCCUGUAGACGUCAAUUCGAAUAUCAUUUCGAAAGUUGCGCAAGCUCCCCGAAAAUUGGUCGUCGAAGGAGCGAUAAGGAGGAGAACCGCGGUAAUCGCGAUAGCCGAUCAAAGGUGGACAUAGUGAAAGAAAGCGUUGAGAGGGAGAGAGAGGGAGAGAUAAAGAAGGGAGAAUUACGUCGAAGCUGCCGUUCAGACGAUGACGCCGAGGCGGUGCUUUUGUAGUGGGGGCUUCGACGAACGCCGCGCGUCUUUGCCGCGCCGUGGGGGCGCUGCCACUGACACCGUCUGACACUUGCCAAUGCUAGCGAGGCCGCUUACCAGUCAGUGACAGUCCGGACACCACACGGACACUUGCGGACCGACUUCGUUGGUCCAGAGAUCCGAUAGACGACCGCGUGUGCGGCCACAACUGUCAAACUGACAAGUGGAUUUUGCCCGUCUUCUUCGUAGCGCGAAGAGUGAAGCGGCAAACUUGGCGAUACGACAACCAAAAAAAAAAAAAGAAGAAUCUAGUGUAGUUCCAGUGUCUCAUUUCAGGAAAGGAUUAAAACGCGAUUUUAAUAAUUGGUAUCGUGUAGUCGAAUUAAACCUUGGUCUCUCUCUCUUUCUUCUCCGCUACCGCGAUGUGAUAAGGUUCGUAUGAGCGUCCAGUGCUAGAUACCCCGUCGAAUUGAUCGACCGUUUUGUGCCCGUCGAAUAUGUGCAGUGUGUAUAUUUUAAUAGUCGCCGUCUCAUCGCCAUUCGGUAUUCGCCGUUCGGAAUUGACAAGUGCGAGAGAGAAUACCUCGUAGAGUCCGAUCUAACCCAAGGUGUAGCGUCGUGAUUUUCCGUCGCGUUACUACCCGGUCCGAGAUAGUAAAAAGUCUUGGAAAACAAAAAAAAAAACAAAAAACAAACAAGCAAUCGGUAAGAAGAGGGGGAUCUCUUUAAAGAUGACGGAAGUUGGGCGAGAGCCUUCCCGGAAGUACGGCCUUGCCGAAGAGAUCUACGAGCGUUAUCUUGACCAGCAGAAUCCAAACUACGAGAUAUGCCUCGGUUACGGAGACUCGCUCUCGAGAUGCGGCCGCGUGCGCGAGGCGAUUGACGUUUACGCCCAGUGCUUCAGGCUGGGCAGCGUGCCCUUGGAGAGUCUGAAGCACCUGGCCUCAGCACUGCUCGACAGCGUCCGAAGCGCGGCUGGACCGCGAAGACGAAGCGAGGCCUCCUUCGUCUGCCCGGCGUGCGAGGGCACCCUCUUCCAACCGGUGACCGCGGCCUGCGGACACACCUACUGCAGGACCUGUUUCGAGCCGAACAAGGGCUGCAAGGUCUGCGGUCAGAAGCUCGGCGCCAUCGGCGAGACGAAUGUUCUGGUUCAGAGGCUCGUCGAGAAGUGGUGGCCCCGGGAAGCCGAGGCGAGCAGGGCCCGACACGAGGGCGACAAGCUCAUCAAGGAGGGCCAGAUCGCUCAGGCCCUGGAGCACUACGACCUAGCCGUACAACUCGCCCCAGACAGCCCGUUACAUCUCAGCAACCGAGCCCACGCCCUGCAUUUGCUGAACAGGCCGCAAGCAUCGCUGACCGAUGCCGAUCACGCGGUUAGACUCAGACCUGAUUGGGGAAAGGGUCAUUACAGACGAGGCGUGGCUCUCUCGUGCCUCGGGAGAUACGAGGAAGCGUUUUCCGCACUUUGUACCUGCGUUACCAUUGACGGCAAUCCUCAGCCAGUACGACAGGAACUGACCAGGCUUCUCCACCGUAUGCUGGCGCCAAGUUUGAGGCGACAGAACGUGAUAUCCUCGAGGGCUCCUUAUCAUCUUGGCCAGGACAUAUCGGCCCGCAGCCAGAGGAAUAAAAGGCACCAAAUGCUGCUUCCGCUGAUGAGUCCUAUUCAAAAUCACCAGAGGGAGGAGGCGUUGAACACUUCUGACUGUGAGGAUAACAGCAGCGGCGAGGAGGAAAUAACUCAAUCGAUAUGUCGAAGGCUAUUGUUCGCCUCCGAUUCUCCGGACAAUGGGAAACUCCAUGCCAUAUUGGACAGGGUCUAUCAAGAAGUUAGGAAACUCAAAAUCGAUACGAGGCCGGCGGAAAUUUUACUACCACCGUUAACGGCGGCUGGUAGCGGGGGCGGCGAAUUUGACUGCAUCCUCUGCUGCCGGGUGCUUUGGAAACCGGUAACUACGCCCUGCGGUCACACCUACUGCUGGAUGUGCCUCGACAGGUGCCUCGAUUACUCCUCGGCCUGCCCUCUCUGCAUAACAUCCCUCGCCGACUACUUGGCGAGCAGUCAAAAAACCGUAACGGACUUCGUCGAAAGGGCGCUGAAAAUCGUAACGCCCUGCGAAUACGCGGCAAGGGCGACUAAUGACAGGGCAGAAUUGGUCCAGGGUUUGGGUUCCGGCCUCGGAAGCGAGGAGAUCGCUGUCUUUAUAUGCACCACGGCUUUUCCAUGCGUCGCAUGUCCGCUAUUCGUCUACGAACCGAGAUACAGGCUGAUGGUUCGACGAUGUCUCGAAAGCGGUAUCGGACAAUUCGGAAUCGCCGCUUGUCUGAACAGAGAUGAGACGGGGACUAAAAAGUACGCCGAGUACGGCACGAUGCUGGAAAUCAGGGAUCGCGUCCUCCUCAAGGAUGGCUGCAGCAUUUUGAGCACGACGGGUGGCAGAAGGUUCAGGGUACUUGGCGGGGAUGAAAAAGACGGAUACGACACUGCUCAGGUCGAAUUCCUGAGGGAUUCGUUCGUUCAGCCCGAUCAGCUGUCCGGUCUUCUUGAACUUCACGAUAAGGUUCGGUCGAAGGGUCGAAGGUGGUGGUCAACGGUCGCGCCCUCCCAGCAGGACGAAAUCCAGCGUGUAUUCGGAAGGAUGCCGGAAACGGAGGAUGACUGGCCCCGUCUUCCGGACGGGCCGUCCUGGACCUGGUGGCUCCUGGCGAUCCUGCCUCUGGGCCCCCAGCUCCAGGCGGGUAUCCUGGGAACUACGAGUCUCGAGAAGCGUCUGCGUGCGAUCGAGAAGACCCUCGACCACAUGGAGCAGUGGCAAUUGACCGACGCCGCUCAGCCCUCCGGGGAAGCUGAAACACCCGCCAGCAUUUGCAGGGACGAGGACGCCGUUAUGGACGAAGUUUCCGUCGUGCAGGACUCCUAGGACUGCCUUAAAUCGGCCAAACAACAACGAUAAUACCAACAAUCUGCAGCUGAACCCGCUCAUCUUUGGGGGAUUCGAACGUCGCGAAAAUGCAUUUAAGGUGCACAAGAU